AUGGAUUGGCGGACACAUCGGCUCUUCGCACCACUCGUGAAGAUGAAUGAGUUGAGAGUUCCCUUCAUUAGAGACACAUACAGUCCGUCACCGGUUAACACAUCCAAACCGUUGUCAGGAAUAAGAUUACUAGAGAUCGGAUGCGGCGCCGGUCUUCUGUCCGAACCGUUGGCCAGACUCGGCGCUCACGUCACCGGAAUUGAUCCCACGGGCGAUAACAUCGAAAUGGCCGCCAAUCACGCGAUGGCCGACAAAACACUCGCCGAUAAUCUGCGAUACGAAUGCGUUUCCGUCGAAGACUUUGCCAAAAGAGAGCAAUCGAUUGAGUCUUUCGAUGGUGUGAUCGCCAGCGAAGUGAUUGAACACAUCGAUGACAUCGAUCUGUUCCUCACUUCUGGCAUAUCAUGUCUAAAACGGGGCGGAAAUCUGUUUAUAACGACUAUAAACCAGACGCCCGUCGCGUUGUUUGCGGCCGUCUUUGUGGCCGAAUAUGUGCUCCGAUUAGUGCCGAAAGGUGUCCAUCAAUACAACCGCUUCGUGAGUCCGGACGCCCUCUCACUCGUCCUCGAAAACCGUAAGUCUUAA
Molecule: messenger RNA, 585 nt
Organism: Medioppia subpectinata
Lineage: Eukaryota; Metazoa; Arthropoda; Arachnida; Sarcoptiformes; Oppiidae
Source: the annotation of a GenBank genome assembly